Polychytrium aggregatum is the source of this 408-nucleotide messenger RNA. RefSeq lists its product as uncharacterized. The coding region runs from base 1 to 408 and encodes 135 amino acids. The transcript has a single exon. Lineage: Eukaryota; Fungi; Chytridiomycota; Chytridiomycetes; Polychytriales. Gene Ontology annotation, molecular function: protein binding. The record is from RefSeq and is a predicted model, not a curated record.
AUGAAGGCAGCGGGUGUUUUCGAACAGCUCGCCAACGAAGGCCAUAGUGACAGCCAGUUCUGGAUCGGAAUGUGUCUCUACUGGGGCCGGGGAGUAUCGGAGGACGAAGCAAAGGCAUUCGAGUGGUACAACGAGUCGGCCAACCAAGGCAACUCGUAUGGGCAGUGGAUGGUUGGUUGGUGCUACUGUGGCGGACGCGCUACGAGCCUGGACGAAUCCAAAGCACUUGAGUGGUAUCGCAAAUCAGCCGAGCAAGACAAUCGAUAUGGACAGGCUGAACUCGGCGACUGCUAUCGAUUCGGCGUUGGUCUUGCCGAAGACACCAACAGUGCCAUUAUGUGGUAUCGAAAGUCCGCCGACCAAGGUCAUGAAGAUGCCACCAACAGACUCAAGGCCCUCAAUAUGUAA